UAAAUUUUAUUUCUUUUUAGAUCAUCCCUUCAUUGGAGAAACUAUCAUUAACAAGAGAUGACAUUGCAAUGAAAUGUGAGCAUGAGUCUAAACAAGACAUCCUUUUCAAUGGCAAAGUUCUUCAAAUUCAGGACUAUCUUGAUGAUGAAUUAGAUGUUUUACCUGUUGGAUUCCUAAAAAGGUUCUGCCAUCUAGAAAAUCUCAUUGUGAGUUAUUGUAAUUUUAAAGAGUUGUUCCCUUCAAAAGGAGAAGUUGAAGAACAAGAGAAACACAUUGAGAUUGAGACACUCUUAAGGAUUAAAACAUUAAAUCUGAAGUGCCUUCCAUAUCUCAGGCAUAUAUGGAGCCAUGACUCACCGAGUGUCCUUCAAAAUCUUGAAACUCUUGAUAUAUCCAAAUGUGAUAGUUUGAUUAUAUUAUCAACUUCAAUUUCAUCUUUCCAGAAUCUCACCACUUUGAACGUAACAAGUUGCAAAGGGAUGAUAAAUUUGGUUUCAGUCUCAACAGCACAAAGUUUGGUGCAACUAGAAAGUAUAAUUGUGGAGAGCUGCCACAUGUUGACUAAAAUAGUUGGAAGUGAAGGAGAUGGAAUGCAAGAUUAUAUCAUGAUCACUUUUGCUAAACUAAAAUUUUUGACACUUCAGCAGUUGCCAAGACUAGAAAGCUUUUGUUCAGAAAAUUUCACCUUCAAAUUCCCAUGUUUAAAACAGGUAACUGUAAAGCAAUGCCCCAAGUUGAAGAUCUUCAGUGAGGGAGAGCUAGAUACACCAUUGCUAUGGAGAGUAAUAAUUAAAGAAGAGGACAAUUACCGUUGGGAAGAUGACCUUAAUACUACCAUACAAAGAACGUACAUGGAAGAGGUUGGAUUUGCUGGGUUACAACUUUUGAUGUUAUCAGAUUUUCCUAAGUUCAUGGAAACAUGGUAUAUCAAGAAUCCUCAAGGACUCUUAGAUUUCAGACGGCUUCAGGUGCUGGAAAUUUGUAAUUGUAGCAAAUUCAGGUACCUCUUAACCCAUUCCAUGGCCAUGGGCCUAGUGCAACUCUUGCAGUUAAUAGUAAAAAACUGUGGGACAAUGGAACAAGUGAUAAUAGGAGAAGGAGCAGAAAAUAAAAUGGAAUUCUCACAUCUUUCUUUGAUCAAUCUAGAGUCUUGUUUGGAUUUGACAAGUUUCUUUGUGGGAAGUCAUAGUCUUGAGCUUCCAAGCUUAAAUGAUUUUAUUGUAAAGGACUGCCCAAAGAUGGUCACUACAUGUGCUGCUUCUACAUCUUCAGAAGAGCACGACAAAGAGGAAUCUCAAUACCUCUUUAGCAGUAAGGUGGAGACUCCCAACUUGGAGUUUUUGAGUCUGUCUUCAAAUAACAUUCAACAAAUUUUGGACAAUUCGAUUCCAAAAAUAUCUUCUUAUGUCCAAAAUUUAAGAAAGUUGUCUGUGGAGGGUUGUGAGGUUGCUUUCUUAAUUCCGAUCAAGUUUGCGGUAGAGAAUUUGAGGGAGUCUAAGAUUUGGGGAGAUAUUAUUGGUAUAGGUGGGAAAUCUAUGAGGUUAAGGAAUAUGUUGGUGAAGGGGUUUAGGUGUGUGGUAGGAGAUGGAAGUCAGAUGGGGAAAUGGGGAAAUGGGAGUGGGCAAGGUGGCGGUGGCAUAUGGAGUGGCAAAGGGGGAGGAUGGGACGUGGAUAGGAUGAGGGAAUGUUGUGGGUGGUGCUAGGUAGGAUAUAGAUUAAGGAAGGCAUGGAGGAUUCCUAACAGUGGAUGUAUGAUUUGGAAGGUAGAUAUAUGGUGAAGAGAGCUUAUGAUUUUUUAGCUCCUAUAGAGUGUUUGCUUGAUAUCCAGUUUUGCAAACUGAUUUGGUGUAGGUUAGUGCCUUCCAAAAGUGGGUUUUUUUGGGUGGAGGUUGUGUCUUGUUCCAACAAGAUGGAAUUUGUAGAAAAGAGGGGUGGAUUUGUAGGGGAACGGAAUGAGGUGUGGUUUGUGUAAUGAGGGGGUGGAGGACGUCAACCUACAUGUAAAGAAGUUUGGUUAGUGUGGGCUAAGGUGCUUCAUUGGUGGGGUUUGGAGGUGGUAGAUUUUUUUAUGGGUAGUUUGGGUAUGUUGGUUGGAAAGGAGAUGAGUGCACGGAUUUUUUGUUGUUGUGUCUUGGUUUUUAUGGUAUUGGAGGAAUGUUAUUGUGUUUUGGAGUAAUAGGGAUUUUGGAGAGCAAUUGUUGGAUAUGGUUCAAGCUAAGGGUGUGUUUGGGAUUGUGGUUGGAGGUUUUUUUUUUCAUGUAGUCAUAUAACAUUUUUAGAUAUAUGUAUUUGGUAAUUUUUUUUCAAAUUGUUUGUUUUUUUUAAUUGCAAAAAAUCACAGUAAAUUUACAGUAAUUUU
Rubroshorea leprosula is the source of this 2359-nucleotide messenger RNA. NCBI's taxonomy places the organism in Eukaryota, Viridiplantae, Streptophyta, Magnoliopsida, Malvales, Dipterocarpaceae. The record is from the annotation of a GenBank genome assembly.